GAUGGCGUCCUGAGCGUACCACGCUCACCGUCUCGACCAAUCAGAAAUCAGCCUCGCGCUGUUACUAGCAGCCAAUCAGCGUUUCCUGGACUCUUCUUGAAAACAUGUCGCCCAUGAAGCUGUGUGUUCCAGGUGAAAGGCUUUGCAGCGUGGAGGACUGCAUCCCCGGCGCAGGCACGUAUCUGCGGCACGGCUCCAUUUAUGCCUCGCUGGCAGGCUACGUGCUCAGGAGGAAUGAAGGCGAGGAGCUACCGGUGAUCUCGGUAGUUAAAGAGACAGAAGCACAGCUUUUGCCCGACGUCGGAGCCAUCGUCACCUGUAAGGUGACGAGCAUCAACCCACGGUUUGCUAAAGUGCACAUCCUCUACGUGGGAUCUACUCCUCUCAAAGACAGGUUCAGAGGCACGAUUAGGAAAGAAGACGUGAGAGCGACAGAGAAAGACAAAGUGGAGACGUAUAAAAGUUUCAGGCCCGGUGACAUCGUCCUCGCCAAAGUGAUCUCAUUGGGCGACGUGCAGUCGAACUACUUGCUGACCACGGCGGAGAACGAACUGGGCGUGGUCGUGGCCCACAGCGAGGCAGGAGUACAGAUGGUUCCUAUCAGCUGGUGUGAGAUGCAGUGUCCUCGAACGCACAAUAAAGAGUUUCGCAAGGUGGCGCGAGUGCAGCCGGAGUACCUGCAGGCGUGAACGACCCCGAGCGCCAACCUUUACCCCCGGAACACACAGCUUCAUACACACACACACACACACACACACACACACGCGCUUAUAUAGUGAAGCUAGCCGUGAUGUAGGUGUCACUCAACUGGAAAUGCUGGAGUUUGUAACCCCAGUUUACUGAGAAUUUUGAUUAAAUUUCAUUAGAGUGCUUUGACCCGUUCAUGUUAGCGUGAAAGUGUGACUAAUGUGCUCUAACAGGAAUCGCUUUCUUUUCUGAAGAUCAAACUGGAGAGCAACGUCCAGAACCAGCUAGCGUUCCUCCCCCUCAAACAGGAAUUUUUUGAAGAAUGUUUUUUUUUUUUUUUUUAAACUGUGCAGUUUUCAAGCCUCUGUAAUGCACAUGGACCGCUAACGAAAUGCUCAGAGAUGAUUUCAUUUGUCUUUUUAAUUUUUUUUUUCCAGCCAUCAUUUUAUGCUUAAGUCAUCCUGCUUGUUCUUUUUCUAAAUGGUUUCAUUUCUGUACAUGGAGAGGUCAUGUAUUUACAGCAGUCCAAAUAAAGUGAAAGAAAAAUGA
Molecule: messenger RNA, 1236 nt
Organism: Pangasianodon hypophthalmus (striped catfish)
Lineage: Eukaryota; Metazoa; Chordata; Actinopteri; Siluriformes; Pangasiidae
Gene: exosc1
Product: exosome component 1
Exons: 8
Coding region: 105-689 (194 amino acids)
Biological process (GO): RNA processing
Cellular component (GO): nuclear exosome (RNase complex); cytoplasm
Molecular function (GO): RNA binding
Source: RefSeq, a predicted model, not a curated record